Molecule: messenger RNA, 384 nt
Organism: Drosophila eugracilis
Lineage: Eukaryota; Metazoa; Arthropoda; Insecta; Diptera; Drosophilidae
Product: protein new-glue 2-like
Exons: 1
Coding region: 1-384 (127 amino acids)
Source: RefSeq, a predicted model, not a curated record
AUGCGAUCCCAGCUAACUAUCUUCCUUGGCUUCGUGGCCCUCGUUUCGACUGUCUUGGCAGCCAGUACUCCGGCCGUAACUCCGCCAGCCUCAACGCCGACUGCAACUCCCGCUUCGUCUCCUGCAACGACCUCUCCAACAGCCUCCCCAACUACCUCAACAACAACCCCCACAGCGACAACCGCACCCACCACGGCCACCGACAGCAGCACCACUGCACCCACCACAGUCGCUCCCACCACGAAGUCGUCGAAUCAUAAGGUUAUUACUACCACUCACCACAAAGAGAAAACUCACAGACCAAAAGUGGUCCGAAAAACCCACCACAAGCGCGGAGGCACUGAUGAAGACAGCAAGAAGAGGAGGCGAUCGCGUCGGAACUAA